Messenger RNA from Sphaerulina musiva SO2202, 1442 nucleotides. Its product is annotated as electron transfer flavo protein, beta subunit. The transcript has 2 exons. Gene Ontology annotation, molecular function: electron transfer activity. Gene Ontology annotation, cellular component: cytosol. The record is from RefSeq and is a predicted model, not a curated record. Lineage: Eukaryota; Fungi; Ascomycota; Dothideomycetes; Mycosphaerellales; Mycosphaerellaceae. The coding region runs from base 43 to 810 and encodes 255 amino acids.
AAACCUCGAGAACACAUUCUGCACGGUGUUCAGACAGACACGAUGGCGACGAAACUGCGGAUAUUGGUACCUGUGAAGCGGGUCAUUGACUAUGCUGUCAAACCACGCGUCAACAAAGCGCAAACGGGCGUAGAAACAAACGUCAAGCAUUCGAUGAAUCCCUUCGACGAACUAUCCAUCGAGGAAGCUGUCCGCAUGCGCGAAGCGAAGAAGCCGGUCGAAGACAUUCUUGCCUUUUCAGCCGGACCUGCGAAGUCUCAGGAUAUCCUACGUACUGCGAUGGCUAUGGGUGCCGACCGAGGCUUGCUUGUGCAAGAGGAUAAAAUUGAACUGGAACCGCUCGGGGUCGCGAAGUUGUUGAAGAAGGUUGUGGAAGACGAGAAGAGAAAUCUGGUGAUUUUGGGGAAACAAUCUAUCGACGACGAUGCGAAUCAGACUGGGCAGAUGCUGGCAGGACUCUUGAAUUGGCCUCAAGCUACGCAGGCUAGCAAGGUCGACAUUGCCGAGGAUGGCAGUGUGCAGGUGACGAGGGAGGUUGACGGUGGUGUGGAGACGCUGAAGGCUAAGCUCCCGAUGAUUAUCACGACGGAUUUGAGGUUGAAUGAGCCUCGGUAUGCCAGUCUGCCCAAUAUUAUGAAGGCGAAGAAGAAGCCUUUGGAGAAGAAGACGCUCAAGGAUUAUGGAAUGGAGGAUGGAGGGAAGAGGUUGAAGACUAUCAAGGUCGCUGAGCCGCCCGCGCGACAGGGCGGUGGCAAAGUGGAGGAUGUCGAUGGUAUGAUCGCGAAGCUCAAGGAACUGGGCGCGCUGUAAAAGGAGGAGACGAGUGAAUGAGGGUUCUGUACAUAGGUGUCGUAGGUUACCUGUGCUGCAAAGGAAGCCUGAGGUGAGUUCGCUGCCUCAUCUGAUCGGUAGCUAAUCUGCCAAAGUCGCGCAGAGUGACGGUCGCUUGCCUUCGCCACUUCACAAUACACGAACGCUUUUUGCAUCUUCUUCCUGACCACCAAUAGCACCACUAUCCGCUACCACGGGUAGUAGAGUUCGACAUUCACCGGCAACCGUCUAUGCACAAGUGCCGUGCCACUUGUGAAGCACUGACUUCUCUUCACUUCUGCCAAAUCUAGGAACCCUCCUAGCAACUACAUAUUCAGCGACCGCGGCGCAAUCACGCAGCUUGCUCAAGCCGCAAUCCCGUACCAGCACCCAUCUUGCUCCGAAGCUACCAACCUAACGUCCAAAGCCAAAGCCAAAGCCAGCUUGUCACAACCGGAUCCCGUUCUUCUUCUUCUUCUUCAUUGCACCGGCUUGGGCGCAUACACCGCUCGCAACAAUUAAUCGCAUCUCUCGACAGUAACUUCGACUACGCUUCCGCCGCGGAGCAGAACGCACUCCGCCGACGGAAUAUCGACGGACGCGAAGGCAGCCAGAAAUCAACAUGGCUGAUA